AUGUCACAUCUUAGUCGUAUCAAAACAUGCAUAAAUAAUGAAUUUAUCUUAAAACAAACGUUAAUAGAAUUAGGUUUUAAUUACGAAAACAACAAACACAAAAAGCAAGAAAAGAGUAAAAUUAACACUCAAUUGUUCGACCUUAUUAUCACAAUAAACAAUAAAGAUCUAUGUGAAUUUAUAUGGGACGGUUACGAGUAUUCAUUCGUAGCAGAUUUUCAACUAUGGAAUUACAAUAUUCCAUAUGAACAAUUCUUAGAAAAGAUUAAGCAGAAGUACUCAUAUAAUGUAAUUAUUCAGGAAAGUAUAAAACAAGGAUUUAUAAAUAUUACUAAUGAAAGAUUACAAGAUGGAUCAAUUAAAUUAAUUAUUCAAAGAUGGAAUGAAUAA
Molecule: messenger RNA, 390 nt
Organism: Chondrus crispus (carragheen)
Lineage: Eukaryota; Rhodophyta; Florideophyceae; Gigartinales; Gigartinaceae
Source: the annotation of a RefSeq genome assembly